AUGGGCCUAUUCAAGUCCCUCAAGGGCAAACUGGAUGUGGGGACUGACACUACCAAUCCAGACCGAGUCUCUGAGUACAGCAAAUCUGGGGAGACCCAGCACCAGCACCAACACCAAUACCAACACCAGGGCCAAUCUCAACAUCUACAAACCCAAGGCUACAAUCCGAUCCCACACUUACCACCUUCCGACGAACAGUAUGAACCGCCGCCCGGCCCACCCCCGUCUCACCUCCCUGCUGCUGGCGCUACGGACAGCGAGACAUUCCUUCCACCACCCGGUCCACCACCUUCAGCAUACCAGAAAGAGCAAGUCAGCGAGGAUCCUCAUCCUCAUUCCAAUUCCAACCCACCCCCGUACCACGACUGGACGGUGGUUCCAGACACGGCACUUCUCCCACCCCCGCCACCCCUGCCGGAGGACUACAGCCCGACGAACAAUGCGAGCUACGACUCCGCGGCGCGCGCGCACGAGUGGUGCGCCGCACAUCCAGUGUACACGCCCUCACGGCCGGCAGCUCAUAUCCACGCGCUUUCGACUCGGGGGGAGAUCGCUCUGGAAACACCAUCGAGGCCACUGUUGGGCCGAGGGUUCACGUUGCAGCCAUUAUCGGUUCCAAACCCGACAUCGACACAUAUAAGAGCAUCCAAGCUCCGACAACCGCAGCCACCACAAUCUAGUUCGCUUUCUUCUUCUCUUCCUUCUUCCUCUACAUGGCUCCUCCGCACCACACCAACCCAACAAGAUGCAAUCAUCACGUCCAAUGUCCCAUUAUACUUCGCGGCGGCGGACAACCCGCUCCUCACGGGCCGGCAGAGGACCAUCUACUUCGAGAUCGUGGUGCAGAAGAUCGCAAACGACAAUUCUGGCGUGGCGAUCGGCUUCGCUGCGAAACCGUACCCGCCGUGGCGUCUGCCCGGUUGGCAUCGCGCUAGUAUCGGCGUGCAUGGCGACGAUGGGCGGCGGUACGUCAACGAUUCAUGGGGAGGGAGGGCGUUCGUGGAUGCUUUCCAGAACGGCGAGACGAUCGGUGUUGGGAUGACGUUUUGGACCAGUCCGGCGGCUGUUGGGAAUGCUGCUGCAGCUGGUAUUGUUCCAGCAUACAGUAGUGUCAACAGCAACAGCAAGAACAUUAAUCCUGGAACCGGCAACCGCUAUGGCAAAGUCAAGACCACUGCGUUCAUCACUAGACAGGGCCGCACGGAUCCUCGGUGGAGCUGGGAAAUCGACGAAGAGCGUGACGAGCGAGACGAAGGUGUGGAUGGACUCAUGGGUGAGGGCGACCUGUAUGCCGCAGUUGGAGUGUUUGGAGGUGUCGAGGUGGAAAUCAAGUUUGGUGCUGGGUUGAUGUGGACGCCGGAAGGAUGA
This is a messenger RNA of Capronia coronata CBS 617.96, 1368 nucleotides long. RefSeq lists its product as uncharacterized. Gene Ontology annotation, molecular function: protein binding. The coding region runs from base 1 to 1368 and encodes 455 amino acids. The transcript has a single exon. The record is from RefSeq and is a predicted model, not a curated record. Lineage: Eukaryota; Fungi; Ascomycota; Eurotiomycetes; Chaetothyriales; Herpotrichiellaceae.